AAAAAAAAAUGGAUGAUUACACAUGAUUGUUUGAAUAUUUUAUUUAGAGAAACUAAUGGCAUCUAACUCGAGUAUAUGUGGCAUAUGUUCACUUCGCCAAAUAACAAAAGUUUGCAAAUAUUGGUGUCCGGAAUGUGAAGAAGGUAUUUGUGGCGAGUGUCAAGAACAUCAUAAAUUACUGAAGGCUACAAGAUGUCACGCACCAAUACCAAUUUCUGAUUACGAGUCACUACCGUCAUUCAUAACUGGCAUACAACUAUCUUGUAUCUACCACAAUGAAAAGUAUCAACAAUAUUGCGUUAAACAUGCGUUACCUAUUUGUUUCAAAUGCAUCAAUGAUCAUCCUAAAUGUUACGUCACUACUCUUGAGAAGUUUACCAAUAAUUUCAAGACCUCUGAGCAAUUUCUGGAUUAAGAAUCAAGACUUGACGACUUAUUAGAAAACAUCGAUAAAAUUAAAAAGGACAGACAUUCUAAUAUAUCUAACAUUGCAGAAGUGAAAACGCGACUUGGUAAAGACAUUCGACAGAAAAAAACGGAAAUAAACAAACACUUAGACAAUCUUGAGAAACAAAUCAUUGAAGAUCUAGAAAAGAAGGAGUAUCAAAGUAAGGAGAUUAUACAAAAAGUGUUAACAUCUGUCAAAAAACAAGAAACCAUGAUAACUGAAUGUCAGACCAAUUUUUUUAGCAUCAAACAAUAUGCAUCUGAUUUUCAAACAUUUCUUGCAAUAACAGAAAUUGAGAUGAAAGUUACCGAAAAUGAACAAUAUCUGCGGUCAUUGAAAGAGGCAAACAGUUUGGAGAAAAUUGACCUAGUGUGGAAGGUUGAUCCAGCUUGUGAAACUAUUUCAAAAUUCUUUGGAUCAAUUGAAAUGAGAACUCAAACAAGCAGCCUUGAGUUCAUUAGUUCGAAAAUUAAGCAAGCACAGAUACAAGUAGUGACAACGAAAAAGACUAGUAUUAAUGAUGUGAAUUUGAUUCUACAGAAGGAGAUAACAAUAAACGGACAACACAUUAAGGGAUGUUGUAUGUCAAAAGAAGGGGACUUUUUGUUCACAAGUCAUUUUUUCCAAAAAUCGCUCAUCACCAUUGCAUCAAAUGACAAACUCAAACAUAAAAUGCCUCUAGGUCCUAGUUAUGGGUUUGAUAUAACACUGAUUGACGAAACAACUGUUGCCAUUACAGAUGGUAAUUCCGGACAGAAUUUCGGUAUUGAUAUCAUAGAUUUUAAGAAUCAACGCAAAAUAAAAUUCAUUAAACUUCCUGGUCGUACAUGGGGAAUCACGCGAGAUCACGAUUCGCUGUUUGUCUGUGUACAGGGAUUAGGUAUAUACCAAGUAAAUACUUCGGACUAUUGUACAUUUCACGUGAUCAGUUGUAAUUUACCGACCUUUUCCUACGUAUCUGUAUUCUUAGACAAGAUAUACUACACCCACGAUAAAGAUCAUUGUGUAGUUUGUUUGGAUAAAAACGGAUCACAUGUUUGGACCUUUCAAGAUGAACUUAUUUUGAAUAAUCCAAGGGGCAUCGCAGUUGAUAAAAAUGGUAACGUGUAUGUUGUUGAAUACAACUCGUCUAGUGUAAACAUUAUAUCAAGCGAUGGAAAGCAUCACAAACAAAUAUUGACCAGUGAUAACGGUCUUUUUAUGCCAUCUGCUAUUUUCCUUGAUACAGAGAACAGAAAACUGCUUGUUGCAAAUACCAAGAAAACUGCGUUCGUUUACAAUAUUUCAUGAGAACUAUUAAAAAAUGCACGUUCCAACAUUUUUGAUGGUGAUAUCAAAACAAACAGUUCUUAACAAUGUUUUGAAAUUGAAAGUUGAAUAGAGUAAAUGUAAUGUAAGCUGUUUGUUAAGUUAUUUAUUCAAAAUUGAA
Molecule: messenger RNA, 1877 nt
Organism: Mytilus trossulus (common blue mussel)
Lineage: Eukaryota; Metazoa; Mollusca; Bivalvia; Mytilida; Mytilidae
Exons: 2
Coding region: 659-1738 (359 amino acids)
Molecular function (GO): protein binding
Source: RefSeq, a predicted model, not a curated record